This is a messenger RNA of Menidia menidia (Atlantic silverside), 3647 nucleotides long. NCBI's taxonomy places the organism in Eukaryota, Metazoa, Chordata, Actinopteri, Atheriniformes, Atherinopsidae. The record is from the annotation of a GenBank genome assembly.
ACAAUUUGACACUGAGGUGCCUCAUUGCAUAGAAAUUUUCCUGAACAUGCUGUCUCCUCAUUUUCUUAUUGAGAGGAUAUUUCUCUUAGUUAGUUUAAUCAUUUUCGACAUUCAUUUAGAUAGAUACAAAGAUGAAGUCAUUACUCUGACUGCUUUUGCAUCUUUUAGUCAUCACUCUGGAUGUAAACUGAACCUGUGGUCUCUAUGCCCUAAAAUACAAAGAAAAUCGCUUUUGCAAACGUCUUGAAUCAAACUUUGGGAGAGACAUUUGUGAACCACUAAUAAACAGCUAGUUUCCUCUAUAAACACGGUGUAACGGGCGGUCUGUGUGAGCCUGCUCUGUAAACUUCAGCCCUUCCCAUUACCUUUAAAGGAGUGUGUACCCUGAACUAAAUAUGGACAUGCACUUUAACAGGAUUUCAAAGAAUGUCCCAGCCUCACAGUCCACUUCGAUGAUGCGAGCUUCUUGCUUUUCGUCACUGGUGCCCUUGACUGCGAGGCUGUGAGGGGAGCGUCUUUACGCUGGGAUCGAUGCCUCUGGUGGCUUUUGGGGAGGAGGACAUAGCAGGCAGCAGGACAUCAGCUUUGGCCCUUAAAAAAGCAGAGGGUCUCCUCAUGUGAGGUACUGUUGAUUCAAGAUUAAUUCAUUCCCUUUCUGACCUCAUAGAAGAAUCCCUCCCAGACAUGUCCAGACGAAAGGUAAGGGGCCUGACCCGUACGGGCCGCCAGGUCAGCGAGGACCCUGACCUGGACAACCUGCUCUCCACCCUCUCCCCGGAGGAGAUGGAGCAGCUGGAUAAGGAUUUGAUGAAUGUGCCGGACGUGAACGCAGAGGAUGGAAAGACCGUCGUCCAGGGGGAGAGCCAGCCUGCGCAGCCACCUCGGGCCAACAAAGUCAGGGACGCGGCUCCUCGAAGUGACACCAAAGGGAGGCUUGGUCAAAGGGAGCCAUCACUUGAGGAUGAGCCCAAGAAAGAGAGCCGGAAGCAAGAAUAUCUGAGGAAGAUGGGCCUCAGCCAGGAGGGAAAUGAGGAUAUGAAAGUGGAAGCAAGGAGACAAUCUGGCGUCUCAAGAGAAAGAGAUAUCAAGGUGGAAGAUAGAAACAGCACAGGUCCAGAAGGUUUGAAAGAGGAGCGAAGUUGGCGGUCAAAUAGAAACAAGAGGCAGGAAGGCAGAGAAAGUGAUGUGAAGGAGGAAAGCAACGGGAAGGAAAGAUAUGAGGACAACAGGUUGGGAGACAGAAGAGAUAACAGGGAGAGCACGGGUCGUAAAACCAAAGACAUGAUCUCCAAGUUACAGGAAAAACGGGAGGACAGCACAGAGAAGGAAAGGAAAGAGGACUAUAGGAAACGAGAUGAAAGCAAAACCAAAGACAUUAUUUCGAAGCUGCGUGAAAAAAGCGAAAGGGAUGCAGGAAAGGAAAGGGAGAGGAAGGCUGAGGGUAUCAGGACACAAGGGCUUGUCUCUAAAAUGGUUGAGAAGCAGAGCAAAGCUCCAGAAAGCCAGACUCCAGACGGUAAAGCAGAAGAGAAGAAGCCUAAAGCAGAGGAGAAAAACAAACCCGACACAAAACUCCAGAACCAGCCAGCGGACAGGGGUGAGGCGCAGCUGAAACGCAACAAGGCGGGAAACCGAAGUGAAAGGGAAGAGCUGCUUAACCACAGCGACCACGUGAGAGACGAGGACCCAAAGAUCAGCGCCGAGAAGAAAGAGCCGGAGAAAAAGGAACAAGAGGACAGUAAAGGGAAGCCGAAAAAAGCCGAGGAGGCUCCGAAACACGGCAACCAUGUGGCCAAAAACAGCCCCCUCAAAGCGAAGCAGGAAGAGGAGGAGGAUGAAGACUCCAGCAUGUUUGACGACCUGAUGCAGCAGGUCCGAAGCAACGACGCCUCCCUCGCCGAGCUCAACGUCAACAACUCGGAGGUCAUCAAAACCAAAACGCUCAUCGAGUUUGCAGAGGCCCUGCGAAGCAACACCCACGUCAAGACGUUCGCUCUGGCCAACUGCCGGGCCGAUGACCACGUGGCUUACGCCAUCGCCGGGACGCUGCGCAGCAACAAGACCAUCACCAGCAUCAACCUCGACUCCAACCACCUGACCGGAAAGGGCAUCCUGUCCCUCAUCCAGUCGCUGCUGCACAACUCCACGCUGACCGAGCUCCGCUUUCAGAACCAGCGCCACAUCUGCGGAGGGAAGACCGAGAUGGAGAUGGUCAAGGUCCUGAAGGAAAACACCACCCUGCUGAAGCUGGGCUACCACUUUGAGCUGGUCGGGCCGAGGAUGACCACCACCAACAUACUGAGUCGCAACAUGGACCGGCAGCGACAGAGGCGCCUCCAGGAGCAGAAGCAGGCCCAGGCCAACGGGGAGAAGAAGGGCACGCUGGAGGUGCCCAAAACCGGAGGUGGAGGAUCUCUGAGGAACUCGCCCAAGUCCUCCCCCAAACCCUCUCCCAUUCCCUCUCCAAUGCCUUCCCCGAAGCUCAAUCCGAGGAAGGGAGCUGGGGGUCCGGCUCCACCACCACCUCCACCUCCUCCCGGAGGCGGACCUCCACCCCCGCCACCCCCCAUGCCUGAUGGAGAUCGCUCAGGCGGCAGCAGGAACUCAAGGGACCAACUGCUGGCCUCGAUCAGACGAACUGACAUCAAACAACUGAAGAAGGUGCCGGUGCCAAAGUGGCUGCAGUAACACUUCCUGGUGGAAAAACAAGGUGGACAAAAACGUGUGCGACGAUGGACAUCUCACCGCGAGGUUUCGAGGGCAUAAACCUCCUACAUUCCCAUAGCUGGUUGGAAAGUUGUGCAAUGGGAUGCAUGGAGAAGCAUGAGAUGGUUGAACCACUUGCCCUCAGUACGAGUUCUCCCAUCCAACACUGGACCAAAGGGACUAUAUGGAGAAAGAGUGACGCAGUGCUCUUUAUAAACCGACUGCAGAGAGUGCUGACUUUGUGGCUUUCUGUCUUCAGUUCAUAUUGAUGCUUUAUUUUUUUUGCACUAAAUAGUAUGAAGACGAUCAUAUAACAUGUUGGCUUGUAUAUGCGUCUGACUGUGAGCAUGAUGAGAACUUCUGAUAUGCCCAGGUUCAAAUAACUAUAAAACUCUCAUUAAAAAAAAAUCUGGCAUUAAUUAUAUGAUUUGAUCUUUUAUUUAUUAGUGGAGAGGAAAUCCACAAGAAACCAGUCAGCUGAUAGUCUGGAAAUAUCAGGGAAUUGAUAAACAUAGUGAUUUGACUUAUGAUAAAAAAAGAGGCCUGGGUAACUUACGAUUAUGUCACAAAUCUCAAGACAUCUCAGGCAGUCUUGGAAAGCAGCCCAGUGAAAUGCAGUUCAUCGGGAAGAUCAAAUGGCUGUCAUUCAGUAUGUGAAGUUGUAUUUAGUACAUUGUUGCAUGGGUGUUUGAUUAUAUUACAUAGUUUUUAUGUAAUUUAACAACAUGUCUUAACAUUACUAGGGGAUUUGGAAAACCAUUACAGGAUCAAUUCCGUCCUCAUGCUUAUCUCCUGUGUAUGUAUGUGGUAUUUUGAAGUGAACAACAUGCUAAGACCAGCUUCUGUGUGAUUAACGAAAAUCAGAGUGCUAUAAAGAAGGACACAUUUCUUGUUACACACACUCUCUGACAGAGCCUGUAUGUCUUCAAUAAAAGAUUCUG